This is a messenger RNA of Paramacrobiotus metropolitanus, 1109 nucleotides long. RefSeq names its product peroxiredoxin-2-like. The transcript has 7 exons. Gene Ontology annotation, molecular function: thioredoxin peroxidase activity. Gene Ontology annotation, biological process: cell redox homeostasis; cellular response to stress; hydrogen peroxide catabolic process. Lineage: Eukaryota; Metazoa; Tardigrada; Eutardigrada; Parachela; Macrobiotidae. The record is from RefSeq and is a predicted model, not a curated record. The coding region runs from base 154 to 924 and encodes 256 amino acids. Gene Ontology annotation, cellular component: cytosol; endoplasmic reticulum.
UGGAUGUAUUGCUGCAGUUUCCACAAUCGGUGCAGUAUUUUGUUGUUGAAUUUUAUCUUGUUGUAAUUACGUAGUCAACUGUGAAUUGUGAGUUCUUUCGGUCUUUCUUUAUAACUAUACUUUUUCAGAAAGAAAAGAGCUUUCCUCUUUCCUAUGUCCCGAAACGGCACGAUGCGGCUCUUAUUGCUGGUUGCGUUGCUUGUUUCUGCUGGCGAGUCCAGGAAGGGAGAUUCCGACCUUGAAAAAUGCUCGUCAUUUGCAGAAGGACAAGUUUACCCCGAGCGUUCGCAUUCGCGGAUGUGGGACCAUUCUUUGGAGGGAACUAAAGCUCUAAUUGGAAAACCUGCACCACAAUUCCAUGGCAUCACGGCUGUGAUAAACGGAGAUUUUAAAGACGUCAGCCUGAAGGAUUACCUUGGCAAAUAUGUCGUCCUUAUGUUCUAUCCUCUGGAUUUCACAUUCGUUUGCCCAACAGAAAUCACAGCAUUUUCGGAUCGCAUAACGGAAUUUAAAGCCUUGAAUACGGAGGUUUUGGCCAUAUCUGUGGACAGCCACUUUACACAUCUGGCAUGGAUAAAAACUGCCCGAUCGGAAGGUGGACUCGGCCCGGUGAAAAUUCCCUUGCUGUCCGACUUGACUCAUCGAAUUUCUAAAGAUUAUGGUGUGUAUUUGCAAGAUGCCGGUCACACUUUGCGGGGUCUCUUUAUCAUUGAUGGAAAAGGUAUAUUGCGACAAAUCACCAUGAAUGAUUUGCCCGUGGGCCGAUCAGUAGACGAAACAAUUCGCUUGCUCCAAGCAUUCCAGUAUACUGAUCAGCACGGCGAAGUAUGUCCAGCUGGCUGGAAACCCGGUGAUGAUACGAUUGUGCCAAAUCCUAACCAGAAACUGGAGUAUUUCAAAAAACAUCCCGGAAGUGACAAGUAGUAUUCUCAGUGUGUUCGCAGGGAGUUGUCCUUUAUUUUUUCGGUUAUUAUAAACAGCUUUCUAUGUUGGGCUGCAGUGUGCGUCUUUCUAAAUUUUGCAACACCUUUCCCCAAGUUUCAGAUUUUUUUAUCAUUCCUUUCUUUGAUAAACCGUUUCAACAGGGUUGAUAAAGGUAUUUUUGAUGA